This is a messenger RNA of Cucumis melo (muskmelon), 591 nucleotides long. RefSeq lists its product as uncharacterized. The record is from RefSeq and is a predicted model, not a curated record. The transcript is spliced from 4 exons. Lineage: Eukaryota; Viridiplantae; Streptophyta; Magnoliopsida; Cucurbitales; Cucurbitaceae. The coding region runs from base 61 to 591 and encodes 176 amino acids.
UUCCUCUAGACGAAAAGGUAAUGUGUUUUUCACAAUGGAUUUGGUUUAAAUAUAUUUCAUAUGGAUGAGAUUUUAUGUUUGUGGCAGAUGAAAAGCGUGUACCAAGCUGAUCCGCGAUUACCGUCGUUGACACUGAAUACAAAGAGAGCACCAGUUACACUACGAUUAUUGCUAUGGGAACUUGAUUAUAUUGGGUCAAAAAUUCAAAUUCACGUACCUGCUAAAGUUUUUGGGUAUGAACGAAAAUGUUGCAUAUUCCUCGAGGCACUCCAAGAAUUUUGUCAAAUGCAGCCUAUAUCAACCCAAUGCAUUGAUGCAUUCAUGUUUCACCUCUACAAAGUGAUGGAAGAGAAUGGAACGUUGGGAUCCUACAAGUUUGCAGACGCUGGCUCUGUUUCAGUUGGUAUAAGUAAAGAAGAUCGAGCACAGAUCCUGAAUGCUAGAUUGCUUGGGAUCGACCAUCGUCAGAUUUUGAUGUUUCCAUACAAUUCAAGGGUUUUCGACAUUUUGAGCAAGAAGAAGCCUGUUUGGAGGAUAAUUAAGUGUCCGAAGCAAGGUGGCAUUGUGGAGUGCGGGUAUUAUGUGAUGUGA